AUGCUCGGACAAGUAACUCGUCGUCACAGUAAUCUGAUAGAGGACGCUAAACGCGAUCGUGGACCGCCAAAAAAUUGGUUAGGAAAGGCAAAAUACUACUAUGACAAGUAUAACUGUCGCUACUUUGCUCCAUUCCUUCUUCUCUUCGUCUAUUCCAUUCUUGGUGCAUGGAUUUUCUAUUUAGUAGAGUACAACAAUGAAAAACAAAUGAAAGCAAAAGAGCAAUGGGAGUUGGAUCGAUUGCGAAAUAAUACAUUCCAAAAAAUUGCUGGGUUAUUACAAGCAAAUAGGAGAAGCGAGAGGGUGUCAAAAUCCAGGAACUUAUUGUUAUGGUAUGAAAAAGAAUAUGAAAGAGUGAAGCUCCCAGAAGCUCUCGAAUGGAAUAUGUGGGGUGCCUUGUUCUAUGUAGGAACGGUAUUUACCACCAUAGGUUACGGUAACAUCGUCCCGAGAACCGUGCUGGGGCGAGCCUUAUCGGUGGUAUAUGCCAUUAUAGGUAUUCCACUUGUUCUGGCAAUUCUAUCAAGGUUUGGUCAAUUUCUGGAGCAUACAAUUACUCGGGCAUGGCUUCGACAUCGGAAAAAUAUCAAGAAUGUUCACAGAAAAACCAGCCAACGUCUUCGAAACAACUUACUGAGCAAACCAGGAAAGGUCCUUGAAGCUUUGGAAGAAGGCCGACUAUCACCAACACCGUCAGAACACAAAGAAGGCUUAAUAGAGGAUUCGAGAACCAUCCCAAUCUGGCUGGCACUUCUCCUGUGCAUUGGUUGGGUGUGCGGAUGUGCGGCAUUAUUCCUUAUCUGGGAGAAACGAUGGACGUUCUUUACCAGCCUCUACUUCUUCUUCAUUUCUUUGUCCACUAUAGGACUAGGUGAUGUUGUUCCGGAUCAUCCGCACAUGCUGAUCCUGAUGUUCUUUCUCGUAAUUAUUGGAUUAUCGAUCGUUUCUAUGUUACUUACUGUGAUACAAAUCAAAUUUGAAGAAUGUCUUUACAACUUGAUGAUGAGGAUGCAGGAAGAAUAUCAAAAAAAUUUGGCCAAUGGUACACCUUUCGAUCACGAAGAAAUUCGCAAAAAAGCUAUGGAAGAACAGCCAUUUUUUAUGAAGUUCUUUGGACCAGAUUUGAUGUCCGAUGAGCAGCGGGAGAAAAUCGAGGAAACGGCGCAGCAGUUCGAGAAGAUCGUACGAGAGACAAACACAAAGAACAUCCAAACGGAACCACCUGCGUUCUUCAUGGCUGGAACACAGAUGGAUAAUCUGGCUAAUAGCAUCGCUUGCGAUCCAAUGUCUGACAAUGGACGGGUUGCUAACGGUGAAACUCAAUGGUCUAGAGCCUCCCGACCUGAUGGCAUGAUGUCUGCCGUAAAUGAACAAGCACAAACUGAUAUAGCCCAGUUCCAAAUUGAUGAAAUCAUUUUGAGGCUAGCAGCUUUGCAGGCCAAGGGAUCAUCAUCCGAUGAUGUCGAAGAAGAAAAAAGUGAGUGGUCAUUCCUACCGCUUGGAAAAAGAAGUCAGAAGAUAGAAGAGAAAACUGAGGGGAAGAACGUCAAGGACAUGACGGAUAGAGAGAUCUUGGCAAAAAUGCUGGAAAUGAUGACAAACGCGACAGAGGUGGGCAACCUGCCUGAAAAAGUGGAAUUGGGAGUCAAUACCGUAAUCCAGCCCACAGCGUCAUUGGGUGUAUCCACGGAUCCGGUCACAAGCAGGACCAAAUCUAUGGAAACCGACGUGAAUGAUGUUACCAACAGAAGUAUGGCAACUGAUCGUGUUGAGCUGAUGGAUAAAACCGUUGAAACGUCGAGAAGCGAACGUGUCGAGCCGAAACAGUUGUCCUGGACAGAAAAAACACAUCGUGACAUGAUGACGUCACCAGUUUUACGUCGUCUCCUGCUGAAAACAUCUGCCGCUGACACAUCUCAUGACUACGAUGAUGAAUCGCAACAAACAUCGCUGAUUAUUGAUCGACCAGCACCGGAUACGGAUCGAUCGAUACAAACAUCGCCAAGUGAGCAGCGACGAACUACUCGUUCAGUACAAUUUGCACCGGAUUGUAUCGAGCGAAUGACGUCACCAAUACAGAAUGGUUGGAUCAAUCGAUCGCUUCAGACAUCUCUUGAUGAUACGUUCUGCCGGUCGCAGCAAACAUCGCUGGAUAUGAUUGAUGAGAUGGCGGAAACUAGCCAUGUCGAAUUUACAACCACGGGAGUUGGUCCGGAUCGAGAAGAGCCUGGCCUAUACAGUCCGGGUACUGAUUGGUGUGCCGUUAAUGGCAGCAUGUACGAUAAUCAUCGUAUGCCUGGAAGCAUGGAGACCAGCACGCAGUACUCUCCACCAAUGUCUAGGUCGGUGACGACACAGAACGCGGAUCACCUUAGUGUAGGUAGAAAGGCAAGAUCGAGCUCGACAUCAGGGUUGGGCACAAGCAUCUGUGACGAUGAUAAUCGACAGGAAGUUAUAAUUCAAACUGAUGACUCCUAUCUAAAAAUUGCAAGACGUCUUGAUGAAUACCGAACGAACCACACCCAGUUCCUUCCCGUCGUCGCUGCAUCCCCACUUGAGUCAAGGGAUAUCCAGCCGUUCAAGACCGACCGACCAUCCGAGCAUCGAGGUUACUUCAUGGAUCCAAAAGCUUUGCAAAGGCGACGAUCAUCUGUGAAAAAAGUGCGAAGACCCAGCUAUAAGAGCAGCAAUGCCGAAGCUCAAACUGGUUCAUCGAUGGAUCAUGAACAAUUGGAUCCAUUAUUGAAACAAAACGAAAGAAGUCGAUCGAUCUCACCCGAAUCUCCCCCGCGUCCACGUCGGGUGUUAGCCCGGGUCGCCUCGCUCCCGAUCGGGGUUGCCCGGGGAAAAGUUAGCGAAUUUGUGGCCAAACACGAACGGGGCAUUCCAAAUCCGGCUGUGGUCCGUGACCGACCCGUUCGCAUCGUUCGGCAGUAUGCUAUGGUUGACAAGGCUACAUGA
Cylicocyclus nassatus is the source of this 2961-nucleotide messenger RNA. The record is from the annotation of a GenBank genome assembly. NCBI's taxonomy places the organism in Eukaryota, Metazoa, Nematoda, Chromadorea, Rhabditida, Strongylidae.